Messenger RNA from Tympanuchus pallidicinctus (lesser prairie-chicken), 4194 nucleotides. RefSeq names its product poly(A)-specific ribonuclease (gene PARN). Bases 165 to 1718 code for a protein of 517 amino acids. Gene Ontology annotation, molecular function: metal ion binding; RNA binding; poly(A)-specific ribonuclease activity. Lineage: Eukaryota; Metazoa; Chordata; Aves; Galliformes; Phasianidae. The transcript has 22 exons. Gene Ontology annotation, biological process: nuclear-transcribed mRNA poly(A) tail shortening. Gene Ontology annotation, cellular component: nucleus; cytoplasm. The record is from RefSeq and is a predicted model, not a curated record.
AUUUUAAGGAUAACCUAAGCAAAGUGUAUGAAGCUGUCGAAGAAGCGGACUUCCUGGCCAUUGAUGGGGAGUUCUCAGGGAUCAGCGAUGGGCCUUCUGUUAGUGCAUUAACCAAUGGCUUUGACACACCAGAAGAACGGUAUCAGAAACUUAAAAAGCAUUCCAUGGAUUUUUUGCUCUUUCAGUUUGGCCUUUGCACUUUUAAAUAUGACCACACAGAAGAGAAGUAUAUUAUGAAGUCAUUUAAUUUCUAUAUUUUUCCAAAACCCUUUAACAGAAGUUCACCGGAUGUCAAGUUUGUCUGUCAGAGUUCAAGCAUAGAUUUUUUAGCAAACCAAGGAUUUGAUUUUAAUAAAGUUUUUCGCAAUGGAAUUCCAUAUUUAAAUCAGGAAGAGGAAAGACAGUUAAGAGAACAGUAUGAUGAAAAGCGUUCUCAGGCCAAUGGUGCAGGAUCUCUCUCCUAUAUUUCUCCUAAUGCCACAAAGUGUCCUGUUGCAAUUCCUGAAGAUCAGAGAAAAUUCAUUGAUAAAAUAGUGGAACAAAUAGAAGAAUUUUUAAAGAAUGAAGAAAAUGAAAGUUUGGAACUGGAGCCAUGUACAGGGUUUCAGAGGAAAUUAAUUUACCAGACCUUGAGCUGGAAGUAUCCAAAAGGUAUCCACGUUGAAACUCUAGAGUCAGAGAAGAAGGAGAGAUAUAUUGUUAUCAGUAAGGUAGAUGAAGAAGAACGAAAAAGAAGAGAACAGCAGAAACAAGCAAAGGAACAGGAAGAACUGAAUGAUGCAGUAGGAUUUUCCAGAGUUGUUCAUGCCAUUGCAAAUUCUGGCAAACUUGUUAUUGGGCACAACAUGCUGCUAGAUGUUAUGCAUACUAUACAUCAGUUCUAUUGUCCUCUACCUGAUGACCUAAGUGAAUUCAAGGAAGUAACGUCAUGUGUGUUUCCCCGGCUAUUGGAUACAAAACUGAUGGCAAGUACGCAGCCUUUUAAGGACAUCAUUAGUAAUACAUCCCUUGCAGAACUGGAAAAGCGCUUGAAAGAGGUUCCGUUCAGCCCUCCUAAAGUUGAAAGUGCAGAAGGAUUUCCAAGUUAUGACACAGCUUCUGAACAACUUCAUGAGGCGGGAUACGAUGCUUACAUUACUGGACUGUGCUUCAUCUCCAUGGCUAACUUUUUAGGUUCGUUUCUUAGUCCUCCAAAAAAUCAUGUGUCUGCUAGAUCAAAACUCAUCGAACCUUUUUUUAACAAGCUAUUUCUUAUGAGAGUAAUGGACAUACCAUAUCUGAAUUUGCAAGGACCAGACUUGCAGCCAAAACGAGAUCAUGUUCUUCACGUCACUUUUCCCAAAGAGUGGAAGACUAGUGACCUUUACCAGCUUUUUAGUGCCUUUGGUAACAUUCAGGUUUCAUGGAUUGAUGAUACGUCAGCGUUUGUAUCGUUGAGCCAGCCAGACCAAGUACAAAUAGCUGUAAACACCAGCAGAUAUGCUGAAAGUUACAGGAUCCAGACAUACGCAGAAUAUGUUGAAAAAAAACAUGAAGAAAAGCGAGCAAAAAGAAAAUGUACGGAAGAUAGUUGGAAGGAGAUGGAGAGAAAACGGUUGAAAACUCAAGGUGCACCUUACGUUUCCCAGAGUCGAUACUACUGUGUUAACAGCUCAGUGAGUUGUCUGCCUGAACACUUCAUGUCCUUGAAAAUUUUGAAGCUGUUUUUCUUGUAUUGAAAGAUUCCCCAAGAAGCACCCUUGCUAUGUUAUUUUUGGAUGAUCAACAUUUUGAUAACCCUGGAAAGCAGUCUUCAAUUUGUUUGUAGACUGAACUUCUUUUGUGAUUGAUGUUCUACAAAUUUUAGUUCUCACUAAUCCAGAAAUAAAGUGACUUGAUUCUCUUCCAAAUUCCCUUCCAUGCAGAUCUUUUGGCAUGUUUUUUCUUAGUUUUGUCUCCUUUUUCACUCGAUAGAUGGUGUUCUCUUGACAACUUGUCUCUUGCAAAUACUUCCUCUUUCCAGUGUGAUCUGGCAGUUGUACCAGCUUAGGUAUAACAUGUAACUUCAAACCUUGUGGUCUUUCAGUUCACUCAAGGUAAUUGUAGAUGCAUUUUUCUUUCCAGAGAUACAUAAACACAAAUAUUUUAAAGAUACAUGUAAACAUAUUUAUACAGUGUUAUAAAUGAUUAUAUGUGUGUAUAUGUGCAUAUUUUUCCAGAUUAAUCUGAACCAUAUAUAGUGUAGUGCUCGUUCCUAUGAUGAAGCUAGCAGCUGAUCUCUUAUAAUAGCUUCGUGUUACUGCACCCUUUAUUUAUUUAUUACUUAAUAAGCUUACUGCAUCAGCUUCUGCCAGCGAAGGGAGCACAGCUGCAGAAUGGCUGUUCUCCAUGGUGGCCACAUUCAUUCAGGAGUGAAGUUGUUGGUUGUUUCUUACAAGAAAAGCCUCUGCCUUACAUUGGCAAACUUAGAAGAACAGUAUUGAAGGUUCAUUAAUUCUUCCUUAACUCCAGAUUUCCCUUUACCAUCUUCUUCCCGUGGCAUUCAUCCUAGCUGGUGUUUGGAUAGGUCAGCAGAAAGGAGAGGUUGGGGAGGGAGGGCUGCUGGACUCUGCCUGUGCUGAAGACAUGCACACCCACACCUGCUAUCUUCAGUGACCAACAGGAAAACUGCAUUGUGCUAACUAAGCAGAUUUGCCAACUGGUGAUAUGUGAUAGGCUUUCCUUACUUUUUUUCCCUAAACUCGGCUAGUAAUUUUACUUUAAAACUAAGAAUAAAACUUUAUUUUGCUGCCCAAAAAUGGUUUGGACUCUGCUCAAAUAUCUUUUUUUUUUCUUUUGUAAUCAUAUUGUUGCUGUUAAAUGUGUGUUCUGAAGGCUGGUCUAAGACUGUCUCUAGAUGCUUUAGGUAUCCAGAAAGAUGAGGAUUCUGAAUUGGAAAAUUACUGAUAGCUUGUAGUUUGUUUUUUUCCACUUUGUUCAGUUGUUUCUCAGCAGAGUAAGGAAAUUGAGACAGACGGGUGGACGUGCUCCAAAAUAGCUGGUAAAAUUAGAAAACUGAACUUUGCUCUGACUAGUGCUCUGACUCGUAUACACAGCCAUACUCAUUUGCUACUAUUGCUAAGUGAAUAAAUAACAUUGCUGUACUUCUCGAACCUUAUUUUAGGUCGAAGAAGAAUAGGACACACGGGGAAAAAAAAACAUCAACCAAAUCCACAAUCUGUAGUCAUGUAGAUUCCAUGCAAUGAAUGAGUAAAUGUAGAAAAAAUCCUAAUAAUUUAGGAGAAAGCAGGAAGUCAACAGUACUUGAUUGCCUAUAUUUGGAUCCUCGUGCUGUCUGUUUUCUGGUCUGCUUUCUUUUUUUUUAGUUUUGUUUUCUGUUUUUGUCUGCAGGAAAAAUGUGAAGCCUGAAAUUAGUUUUUGUUUUGAACUUAUUCCUUACAGUAAGUUUCUUUCUAAGAGCCCUUAGAGUAUCUCUAAGUCCUGGAAUUGUAAUUUAUGGGUCAUGAUUUUUCUUCCCUAUGUAUUUUUCAGAAUACCUUUCCCAAAGGUAGAGUUCUUAAACUUUUCAAUUUUUUUUUAAUAUAAUAGCAAGUAGGUUGCUCCAGAAGUAAUGCCUCCUUUUAUGUCCAUGGAAGCGACAGCAGACACAAAGCUCACACUCUUGCUAUUUGAUAGAGAAAAUGCUCACCUGAUUUUUUCAAUGUUCUGUGCCCCCCCCCCAGAAAAUCUGCACCAGUUGAGGUGACUGCUGUCACUGUCACCACAGCUGAAAUGCAGCACCCCUUCUUACUGCACUGACACCACUGUUCAGUCUCCAUAAGUGUUCACAAGCACUGAUAAGUGUCACUGGGGGCCCUUUUUUCCACAUGGAGGAAUUCAGCUCCACCCUUCGCUCCCCCCACGCUUCCAUGUCAGGCGCCAUUCUGUCCCAGUGCCCCUCUGCUGCCAUCUGUCACACAGCAACAACCUGUCAUGGAAUGUUGGUGGGCAGGUUCAGCCUCUGCUGCCAUCCCACCAACAGCUGCCUCUGACAUCAGGGCUGACAUCACAAGAUAGGAGGCAUUACUUUUGGAGCAAGCCCUUGUAAUUUUUAAUUUUCUGAAUUAAAAACUUUGUUUUCACGAGGGCUCUUUGCUCCUGUCCCACCCCCUUCCCUUUCCAAACAGCAUUUUGGCUUUCGUCAUUCUGCUGAUGGUAGCUGUGUUGUGGUGACUU